CCUUUUAAUUACCUAACUAUUCUAAAGAAGAAGAAGAAGGUUAUUAUAGCACUUACUAAAGCCUAUACUAAUUUAAUAAAUAGGUUUAGAUUUAAUAACUUUAUUACUAGAAAAGGUUAUAGUCUAGUCGUACUCUUAUACGGCCUUCUAGAAGUAAAAAAGAUACUUAUAGCUAAAGCUAUUACUAAACUAGGUAAACGUUUAUUCUAUAAUCUAUUAUAUAAUAGCCUUAUUACUAUAUUUCUCUAUAAGCUAGAAUAUCUAGAUAGAGUCUUAUUCUUAAUAAUAAACUAG
Molecule: messenger RNA, 294 nt
Organism: Trematosphaeria pertusa
Lineage: Eukaryota; Fungi; Ascomycota; Dothideomycetes; Pleosporales; Trematosphaeriaceae
Exons: 4
Source: RefSeq, a predicted model, not a curated record